CUUUCUAAUAAGAGGACUUGCAUGUUACUCCUCCCUGUCUUCGCUAGCGGUUUUGACAAUCAGGAGAAGUUCUUAAUAUAUAAAUGAACAAAAAAUCCUCACAAAUGAUGGCCGCAGCUUCAGCUGAUUUACUGACCAUUAUUCCAUACAAGGAAGACUUCUGGAGUAACCAAACUAACCUAGCCAUAAAUGCCUCGGAAAUUCAAAAUAAUGCCAGUUGUCCCUUAGAUGAGAACUCACUGUCACUUGCUUUGAUAGUUUUUUACUCCAUUAUUUUUGUUGUUGGAUUGGUUGGAAAUAUUAUAGCCCUGUUUGCUUUCCUGUGCAUUCAUCAGAAAAGGAAUUCUAUCCAAGUUUACCUGCUAAAUGUAGCAGUUGCAGACCUUCUGCUGAUCUUCUGUCUUCCCUUCCGAAUACUCUAUCAUGUUACCAAAAACACCUGGAUGUUUGGACUGAUUUUAUGCAAGAUUGUAGGAACUCUAUUUUAUAUGAACAUGUAUAUUAGCAUAGUACUGUUGGGACUGAUUAGCCUAGAUCGUUAUGUAAAAAUAAAUAAGUCUGUGAAGCAUCCUAAAAUGUUAACUACUACACGAAGUAUACAUAUUUGUUGCGUGGUGUGGGCACUUGCACUAACAGGAUUUAUAACAGUAGUUGCACCAUCUUUCUUUAAGAGUGAGGACAGCAAUUCUACUAUGUGCUUUCAUUACCGAAAUAAACAGAAUGCAAAGACAGAAGCAAUUUUAAAUUAUAUUAUUGUAAUCAUUUUCUGGAUAGUUUUUUUCCUUUUGAUACUUUCGUAUGUUAAAAUUGCCAAGAACCUUCUAAAGAUUUCAAGGAAAAGAGCAAAUUUUCCCAACGCAGGAAAAUACACCCAGACAGCAAGGAAUUCCUUCAUUGUACUCAUUAUUUUCACCAUCUGUUUUGUUCCUUACCAUGUGUUCCGGUUUGUCUACAUUACAUCACAGUUACAAAAUCCAUCUUGUUAUUGGAAGGAAGUAAUUCACAAAUGCAAUGAGGUGAUGCUUAUAUUUUCAUCUUUUAACAGCUGCUUAGACCCAGUUAUGUAUUUCCUAAUGUCCAGAAGUGUCCGUAAGACUGUAUUCCAACUUAUUUGCAGAAGAAUUCAUGGAGAUUCAGGCCUAACUCUGGAAAGCACUUCAGAAAUAAAACUUGGACAAUAUGCACAAGAGCGAUUAUCUACUACCACUCCCCACACAAGUUCUUUGAAGAAGAAGUCUCUGAUUUGA
Haliaeetus leucocephalus (bald eagle) is the source of this 1247-nucleotide messenger RNA. RefSeq names its product probable G-protein coupled receptor 34. NCBI's taxonomy places the organism in Eukaryota, Metazoa, Chordata, Aves, Accipitriformes, Accipitridae. The transcript has 2 exons. Gene Ontology annotation, biological process: G protein-coupled receptor signaling pathway. The coding region runs from base 84 to 1247 and encodes 387 amino acids. The record is from RefSeq and is a predicted model, not a curated record. Gene Ontology annotation, molecular function: G protein-coupled purinergic nucleotide receptor activity. Gene Ontology annotation, cellular component: membrane.